Folsomia candida is the source of this 2490-nucleotide messenger RNA. It is a transcript of the gene Hacl, whose product is annotated as 2-hydroxyacyl-CoA lyase 1. The transcript has 11 exons. Gene Ontology annotation, molecular function: magnesium ion binding; catalytic activity; thiamine pyrophosphate binding. Bases 531 to 2228 code for a protein of 565 amino acids. Lineage: Eukaryota; Metazoa; Arthropoda; Collembola; Entomobryomorpha; Isotomidae. Gene Ontology annotation, biological process: fatty acid alpha-oxidation. Gene Ontology annotation, cellular component: peroxisome. The record is from RefSeq and is a predicted model, not a curated record.
CAUAAGGUCCAUUCCAUUACUCUUGUAUGGCGUGGUUAUACAUUACGUAGAAUAUAAAUAUCAUUCGAUUAUGCAGAAAAUUCAAUAAUAAUAAUAUAUACAUUUUUAUCAGAGUGUCAACAAGAUAAGAUUCACUAAAGCAUCUCCAUCGAAUACGAGUCUCAUUAGUCUCAGUUGUAGCUUAGGAGAGAGAUCUGACCAUUAUGUGAACUUUGUAAUUAUUCAUGGCAUCCUACAGUAUGGAAAAAUAAUUUCGUAUACUUUACUCGUUAUAUUUACAAUAUUGUAGCAUUUUAAGAAGCCUGUUACAAACUGGAAUUGAUGUCAGUUAGUUGAAAGAGUUGAAUUUGUGAUGAGAUGAGAUUUGGAUAAAAAGUUAAAAUAUAUUUAAAUUUUAUAUCGUUAAUAUAUUAGCUCAACUGAUUUAAUAAUAAAUCUAGUGGUGUACACAAAAUUCAAGAAAUCCUCCUCCUUGUUUGAACCAUUCAUUUCUUGUUGGCAGUAGUUCGAGUUUCUUGGUGGGGGAGCAGAUGGACGGGGCAAAUGUAUUGGCGAAAGCGUUGAAAAACCAGGGGGUCGAAUAUGCUUAUGGGGUAGUAGGCAUACCUGUCAUCGAGACGUCCAUGGCUUUUCAGCAACAUGGGAUAAAAUACAUUGGGAUGCGAAAUGAACAAGCUGCAGCAUAUGCGGCUCAAGCCACCGGAUUCUUGACACGUACUCCUGGGGUGUGUUUAGUCGUUUCUGGACCCGGUGCGAUCCAUGCUCUCGGUGGUCUAGCAAACGCUCAGUCAAACUGCUGGCCAAUGCUUCUUGUUGGUGGUGCUUGCGACCGACCUCAAGAAGAAUUAGGUGCCUUCCAAGAGACACGUCAAGUCGAAGCAGCGAGAAUGUUCUGCAAGUUUGCGGCUCGACCCAACUCUGUCGAACGAAUUCCAACAUACGUUGAGAAAGCCAUACGAUUUGCUACUUAUGGCCGACCAGGAGCUGCAUAUUUGGACUUUCCUGGGGACCUUCUCAAUUCCUCGUCAAAUAUUCUCGAUAUCGACCAAGUUGCCAAACUCCCCCCUCCACCACAGUCGCUCGCCCCACAAGAAAAGAUUAAGGAAGCCAUCCAACUUCUCAAAGAAGCACGAAACCCUCUCCUCGUGGUUGGGAAAGGAGUCGCUUACGGAAGGGCGGAGAAGGUCAUGAAUGAAUUUAUCACCGAAACAAAUCUCCCCUUCCUUCCCACCGCCAUGGGAAAAGGAGUAAUCCCUGAUGAUCACCCCAACUGCGUUUCAUCCGCACGAUCCCUAGCGUUACAGCAGGCCGAUGUCGUACUACUCUUAGGGGCAAGGCUGAAUUGGAUGCUCCAUUUUGGAAAAUUCCCCCGAUUCCGGCCCGACGUUAAGAUAAUUCAGGUUGACGUCGAACCGGAAGAAUUCCACCAGAGCGUGGCAACCAGCGUCCCACUUUUGGGCGAUGUUGGGAAAAUCACUGAGCAGCUUUUGGAGGGGAGCAAAGUGGGUGGACUCAAAUAUGCGAAGAGUACGCCAUGGUGGGACUCUAUUAAUGAAAAGAGAGACAAGAAUAGAAAAGCCGUGGAUGCCUUCAUUGCAGAUAAUUCCAAACCUUUGAACUACUAUGCAGCUCUCAAUUCUGUGUACAAUGUUAUUCCCAAAAAUUCCAUUAUUGUCAAUGAAGGGGCAAACACGAUGGAUAUUGGACGAAGUGUUCUGCUAAAUAGAGAACCCAGAACUCGACUGGAUGCUGGAACAUACGGAACCAUGGGAGUCGGACUUGGAUAUGCGAUUGCUGCAGCACUGCACUGUCAAGAUGAAGGGCUGGGUCGUAGAGUAGUUUGUGUUCAGGGUGACUCUGCUUUCGGGUUUGGAGGAAUGGAAAUUGAAACUUGCUUCCGAUACAAGUUGCCCAUCAUUUGUGUAAUUAUUAACAACAAUGGAAUUUAUGGGGGACUGGAGCCAGAUGUGUGGGAUAAUAUUAGGGACGCGGGAAAUCUAGGAACAACAACUAUUCCAAACGGCUUGACACCCCGCUUCCGGUACGAGAAGAUGGCCGAGAUGGCUGGUGGCAAGGGUUAUUUCUGUGAAAGUACUGACGAAAUUCAAGCAGCCGUAAAAGCAGCUUUAGAGGACAAAGAGAGACCUACAAUCAUUAACGUGAUGAUAAACACAAGUGCAGCACGAAAGCAGCAAGACUUUGACUGGUUGACGCGAGCAAAGCUUUAAUAAAAUGCGAUACGCCAUUCGAUAACCACACCUCGUCACAACAGACUUAUCUAUAAGACUAUAAUUACAGAAGGAUAUUUUCAUAGUUACAUUGUUAUAAUAAUGAAACCAACCAUGCCAAUAUUAUUUGACACUUUGUCAUUCUAUAUUCUUUGUCAUUUCUAUGGGGCACCGCCCAUAGAAACGAUGUCAGUUAAUCGUGCAACCAUGCAUGAUAAUUUAUAAGGGUACAAAAAUGAUUAAAAAAAAUUGUUACAUCUGA